AUGACUCCGUCGGCGUCCUUCCAGCCUCACACAGCCAGCACAGUUGUCAUGAGGAAAGAAGCAUCGGAGCUGCGCAAAACCUUAAAGCCUUUGCUGGAGAAGCGAAGGCGAGCGCGCAUCAACGACUGCCUCAACCGUCUGAAAGAUUUAAUAGUUCCUUUAACAGGAAAAGAUAACUGCCGUUUUUCCAAGCUUGAGAAAGCAGACAUUCUGGAAAUGACGGUCCGAUUUCUUACUGAAGUCCACAAAACCCCGAAAAAAGAUGCUCCAGAUGCUUACAAAGAGGGUUACGAAGCGUGCCUGCAGCGCGUCACUGCACUGCUCCCAUGCACCAGCCUGGACCAGGACACCAGCGAGCGCGUCCAAGACUUCAUCCAGCAGUCCAUGCGCUCGGUUCCUUCCUGCAGCAAGUGCAGCGCAUGCAGUCCCAGAACAGCUUCACCGAUCCAGCACCGAUCCAGCACCCUUCAGUCUAUCCUGAGUCGAAAACGUUUAGACAUGGCGAGAAGUGAGAAGCGCACAGGCGUAAUUGCGCCGGCGCAACAAGCCAUCGUGCAGAACGUCUGGAGACCCUGGUAG
This is a messenger RNA of Trichomycterus rosablanca, 579 nucleotides long. It is a transcript of the gene hes2.2, whose product is annotated as hes family bHLH transcription factor 2, tandem duplicate 2. The transcript has 3 exons. The record is from RefSeq and is a predicted model, not a curated record. Gene Ontology annotation, cellular component: nucleus. Gene Ontology annotation, molecular function: protein dimerization activity; RNA polymerase II cis-regulatory region sequence-specific DNA binding; DNA-binding transcription factor activity, RNA polymerase II-specific. The coding region runs from base 1 to 579 and encodes 192 amino acids. Lineage: Eukaryota; Metazoa; Chordata; Actinopteri; Siluriformes; Trichomycteridae. Gene Ontology annotation, biological process: regulation of neurogenesis; regulation of transcription by RNA polymerase II; anterior/posterior pattern specification.